This is a messenger RNA of Sycon ciliatum, 928 nucleotides long. RefSeq lists its product as uncharacterized. NCBI's taxonomy places the organism in Eukaryota, Metazoa, Porifera, Calcarea, Leucosolenida, Sycettidae. Gene Ontology annotation, molecular function: protein binding. Bases 311 to 928 code for a protein of 205 amino acids. The transcript has 5 exons. The record is from RefSeq and is a predicted model, not a curated record.
GCCCGUUGCCGUCUGUGGGUGUUCUGGGCGGAUGCGUGUUCUGCUUGCGGCCCUUCAUAUUGUUAUUUUCUGGGAGUUCGAGUGACGCUCUGUUGCAAUCUGGUUGCGGAAGUGAAGCGCUUUCGUUCGUUACCUGCCCAUCGGCAGGUGGCGUUUAGAUUUGUGGGACUACCAAUCGUCCGGGUCAACGUUACCAGAAUAGCAGACGCCGGACAGGAACCACCCGGCCGUUAUCGGGAGCAGGUGCUUCUCCCUGGCUUGAAGUCAGGUUUUCGUUUGGUGACAACAUUGGUGAAGGCUAUUGUUACCAAUGGAGCAAGAGUCCAGCAAGGAAGAGAGCUCCGGCCGCCAAUCACAACAACCUGUUGGUGGCACUGCAAUGGAAACAGCAUCUGAAGAGGAGAGUGAGGACAAGUAUCUACCACCAGGUCUGGCUGAGUACGGUGAUCACUACUACUCAACCAAUGCACCUCAUCCAGACCUGGUGAGAGCAUGUGAAGAUGACGAUGUGGAACAAGUCCGACAAACCGUGAAUAGCGGCACUCCAACUGAACCUGUGACUAGACCGGAUCUCUUGGAACAAGUGCCGAAGCCAUACUUUCGCGUUUGGAAGUUUAGUGAGAGAAUUCCCAUGACAAUCAUGGCUCUUCUGAUGCUGGCAGCAUGCUACUAUGGCAGCAUUCAUUGUGUCCAGUUUUUACUGUGGUGUAAUCCGUCGCUCUUGCACGGCAAAGUUAUGUUCAAUGUCAAUAAUGAGCCACGACAGUACUGCCGCCCAGUAUCACUUCUACAUGUCUGCGCGUUCCGUGGACAUAAAGCACUGUGUGAGCUGCUGAUAAAAAAUGGUGUCGACGUUAAUGUCCAAGAUCAGGUGAGCUUUGGAGGUGGAAUGCACCAAUCAAAUACGCUUUGCAACACACUCUUGUGA